CAUAUUAUCAGAGAUCACAAUGAGAGCAACGGUUUCGCUGUUGCUUUUGGCGGUCCUGACGUGUGUUGUUGCUGUUCGUUACGAAGCUAACUGGCCCUCCAUAGACUCCAGGCCGCUACCAGCAUGGUACGACGAAGCAAAAUUGGGAAUCUUUAUUCAUUGGGGUGUCUUUUCGGUUCCAAGUUAUUCUCCUGAUUCCUUGGCGGAAUGGUUUUGGUGGUGGUGGAAAGGGGCUAAACUGAAACCUUACAGCGAUUUUAUGGCGAGGGACUAUAAACCAAAUUUCACAUACGCUGAUUUCGCCCCAUCUUUAACCGCUGAAUUUUACGAUCCUAACGAAUGGGCAGAUAUAUUCCAGCAUUCUGGUGCUGAAUAUGUUGUCUUUACUUCCAAACACCACGAAGGGUAUACAAACUGGCCUUCUAAUUAUUCAUAUAGUUGGAACUCAGUGGCUGUAGGACCUCACAGGGAUAUGGUUGGAGAACUAGCAACAGCUAUAAAAACGAGAACUACUCUUCGUUUCGGUCUAUACCAUUCUCUGUUCGAGUGGUUCCAUCCUCUUUAUUUGAAAGAUAAAGCAGGCAACUUUUCGACAACAACGUUUGUAGAUACAAAGACAACCCCAGAAAUGUAUGAAAUUAUAAAUACUUACAAGCCUGAAGUUCUCUGGUCUGAUGGUGAUUGGGAAGCUCCAAGUACUUACUGGAAGUCUGUUGACUUUUUAGCCUGGUUAUAUAACGACAGCCCUGUUAAAGAUACCAUUGUAACCAACGAUAGAUGGGGUAUAGAUGCCAACUGUCAUCACGGUGGUUUCUUGACCUGCAUGGAUAGAUAUCAACCUGGUGUCCUGCAAAAAAGGAAAUGGGAAAAUGCAAUGACAAUUGAUGGAAAAUCAUGGGGAUAUAGAAGAAAUGCCAACUUGAAAGAUUACCUAUCUAUCCAUACGCUGAUAGCAACAUUCGUUGAGACAGUCAGCACUGGUGGAAAUAUGUUGAUGAAUGUUGGGCCAACAAAAGAAGGUGUAAUCAAUCCUCUUUAUGAAGAAAGACUGAGACAAUUCGGUGACUGGAUGGGAGUUAAUAGUGAAGGAAUUAAAGGCACUCGGCCAUGGACUACUCAAAACGACACUUUAACUCCAAAUGUCUGGUACACAAUGAAAAUGUCCACAGUAUACGCCGUUGUGCUCGAUUAUCCAAAAGGCCCACUCCUUAGCUUGGACGCCCCAAUGACUAAGGCUGGCGCCACAGUAGAAAUGCUUGGAUACCCUGGAACAUUUACCUGGACCGCCAGACCUGGAAAAGGAAUUGAUAUCACCAUCCCUGCUAUUCCUGCAGAUAAAUUACCCUGCCAGUGGGCAUGGACAUUUAAGUUUUCUGGUUUAGCUAAUUAAUAAAUACUUUGAUAU
Messenger RNA from Patella vulgata (common limpet), 1405 nucleotides. Its product is annotated as alpha-L-fucosidase. Bases 20 to 1390 code for a protein of 456 amino acids. Gene Ontology annotation, cellular component: lysosome. The transcript has 8 exons. Gene Ontology annotation, molecular function: alpha-L-fucosidase activity. The record is from RefSeq and is a predicted model, not a curated record. Gene Ontology annotation, biological process: fucose metabolic process; glycoside catabolic process. NCBI's taxonomy places the organism in Eukaryota, Metazoa, Mollusca, Gastropoda, Patellidae.